Molecule: messenger RNA, 5967 nt
Organism: Daphnia pulex (common water flea)
Lineage: Eukaryota; Metazoa; Arthropoda; Branchiopoda; Diplostraca; Daphniidae
Exons: 2
Coding region: 3738-4868 (376 amino acids)
Source: RefSeq, a predicted model, not a curated record
CACCAGCCACGGAAAGCGGACGUAUCGGUGCCGCCCAAUUUUUCAUUGGAAACAUUUUCCUGAUUUUGAUUUGAAGCCGUUUUUCAAAUGAAAAUUAGGCAAAAGUGAAAAAUUAAAAAUUGGGCAGGCAAAGUUAAUAUAUCAUGUCAUCUUUUUUUCUGAUGGAGGGGCGUUGGCCACAUUUGUCAUUGGCAACCAUCUCUUAUAGAUGUUUGCACCCACCCCACUUUGGUGGGUGACGAGGGUUGCGUGGGCUGGUGACGAAGGUUGGGUGGGUGGAUGACGAAGGUUGGGUGGGUGGAUGACGAGGGUGGUGGCGUCACCAUGCGGAAAUGGUGAAAUAACUUGUGGUAGCAUAGAUAUCCAAGCGGAUUAUCCAUUUCCCUCACUAUUGUGAUCCGAGCUCGCCCUAUACCGCUAGGCUUUACCGAUUUGUUAAUGUAAUAGUGCAGCAUUAGUAAGUUUUUUUUGGUCUGCUGUUCGAAAUUUGUAUCAUGGGCUCAAAGGGAAAAUAAACGUCAUUAAUUAGACGAAGUAUAUUAACGUGUAGCUACAUCCAAUAUGCAGCUAGACUAAUAAUGAGGACAGCGGACCACUAACCAAUCAAUCUGUGACUGCAUGUUCAUCAUUAAAUCAAAAGUGACCAAUUGACGAAAAAAAUACCAAUUGAAUCGACCGCUUAUGUAGGUGUACAUCAGUCCGUCAAAAACACGGCGUUCCCUUAUCAAUCUUUUGUUAACGGUAAAGGAAAUCAAACCGAAAGAACACGAACAACAGAAAAAAAAAAGCGUUAUUCUUAAUGUAGGCCUAAUCGAAUGGGUUGCAAAAGCAAAUCGUGGAAGAAGUCAAAUGUUUGUAGCUUAGAAACAUUGAAUUCAAGCACAUUUAGCAUAUCUAGGUCAACGUUCUUUAAAAGAAAAUGAAUUAGCUGCAUGAAGUAGCAACUAGACUAAUAAAGAGGAAGUUGCGGACAGCUGGCCGCCAUCCGAUUAAUCUCUGACUGCAUGUUCAUUAUUAAAUCAAACGCCCUCUUGCGUUCGGUCGAAAGUUUUUUAUAGUUUCCCCGGCAACCCUAGCUUCCGGUUCUACCAGCAUCUCCUGGGACUUCUCCAGCUGCACGAUCACACCUGGUCCUGCUCCAUCGAGACUUUUUCAGUUCUGCUUCCAUCUUCAGGGUCUGUUCUGAUCGACGCUUCGAGGGGGAGGGGGUUGACAAUAAUGUGACUAUGUGACACGGGGGGAGGGGGAUUAACUAAAAUUUGGGUUAUUAAAGUCACUGGCCUUAUAGUCGUAGAACAAUUGUAGUCACUGGAGCAAUUGUUAUUGGGUUGGGGUUGCAAAAGCAAAUCGUAUGGGAGCAGUCAAAUGUGUGUCUACAAAAACAUUGGAUUCAAGCACAUUUAGCAAAUCUAAGUCAACGUUCUAUAAAAGAAAAUUAUAGAAACUAUGAAGUAUAUAGCAGCUAGACUAAUAAAUAGGAAGUAACGGACAGCGGGCCGCGCAGCGGUCAAUUAUUGACUGCUUCCUUAUCAUUAUAUCAAACCCCCUCUUGCGUUCGGCUAAAGCUUUUUGAGUUUCCUUUGCAACCCUAGCUUCCGGUUCCACCAGCAUCUCCUGGGACUUAUACAGCUGCACGAUCACGCCUGAUCCUGCUCCGUCAAGACUUAUUUUUCGGUUCAGCUUCCAUCUUCUCCGCAAAACGGUUCGUCCAUCUGCGACAUCUUCGCCGAGAGCUUCUUCCGCAUGUUGGCCGACUCUUUUUCCCUUGGUACAGUCGAUGGGAAAUCGAGGGAAAAUGGGGAAAAAUUGAGGAAAAUUUUUUGAUAGAAAUGGGGAAAUUUGGGAAAUAUAAGGGGACAAAUCUGGGAAGUUUUUCCCUUGGUUCACUUGAAUAAAGCGUCGGCAACCCCUCGACGAUGGCCAUUUUCUCUGGUUCAAAAAAUCAAAACUGAGUUUACCCUAUUUUCAGCAGUGCAAGAGGGUUGCCGACUCUUUUUCCCGUGGUUUAGUCAAUGGGAAAUCUGGGAAAAAUCUGGGAAAUUAGAGAAAAUUAGGGAAAAAUGGGAAAAGUGGGAAAAUUAGGGAAAACUGCUUUGUUUUCUCCUGUGGCAAUUGCAAUUGGGAUCUAUAUCUAACGUGGAAGAUCCUAAGAGGGCAAAGCCACUACCUACAACUUAAUCAUCGACUUCUAUCGUGGUUCCUAAAUCGUGGUUCCUAAAAUUAUCCACAUAUAUCCACAUACCACUGCGGCCGAUAGCAGAACGAAAGUUUUUAUUACGCUUGACACUUAACGUAGGUAAAAUCCUUUGUCCGACAAGCAGACGGUUCUCGAACAAAGGAUUGUACCUACGUUUAGUGUCAAGCGUAAUAAAAAUUUUAGUUCUGCUAUCGGCCGUAGUGGUGCGCAUCGGCGUAAACUGCGCACGACUUUUUACUCGACUAUACUACUUUUUGGUUGGAAUAACAUCUCACGCGAUGACAUGGGGAGAAAACGAUUUUCUGAUUCAACCAACUGAUGCCCGUUAUGUAAUGACAGGAUAGUUAACGCCCAUGCACAAAGCGGAUGAAUGAUGAAUCCAUGUCGGCCGAGGAGUUCUAUUGCAUUGGACCAUACAGCACGUCGUGUCUCUUCGCCGUCAUUUCGUCGGCUUCGACGUUUGCUGAUUGACAUCACAGCCCUGUUGAUGAGAAUUUCAUCCGACAGAUAAAAUUGUUUCAUUCACAUUGGCUCUAUAUCUGACAAAGGAAUAAAAAAAACUGUUCGAUAAUAAUUCAUAAUUCUUGCUUGGAAUAAAAGUUGCUUCUAUAACAAUUAAAUUUUUAAAAAUGCACGAUUGCUUACUCCGGUUUAUUCGGUUUAUUCUUUUGUCGAUCGAACUUAUCAAAAAAUAUUCAACGGUUUAACAAAGGCCAUAAGUCAAUUAGGCCUGCAAUUGAUUUGUUUAAGCAUUAAACUAUCUUUGUUGUUCACGUCGUAUGUGAAUGAAAAAAAUAUAAUAAAAUAGUAAUAAAGUAUGGCAGACUCUGACACUGAUAAAGCACUAAAGUCUCUGACGUUCUCGUCGAAAUACAUUGACAAAAAUCAACAGAAUUCCGACUACUCUCAGGUUACCAAAACACGAUUUUAAACGUUUUAAACCCAAAACGCGCGCUUAUUAUAAAUUAUUUAAAGAAGCAAAAAUGAAGGACUAUCAGGUAUACUAUUGCCAAUUUGCACAUGUACGAGUGACGCGCUUGAAAAGUUAAAAAAAAAAGCUCCGAUGCGCUCCGAUGCAAUCAGAGCCAAACCUUACUUGCACACCACGAUUCUCGAAUCAGGUUAAAUGUUAAAUGACGACGCGGAUGAAAUAUUUGAAGGCAAAUUUCUUUUAUUACGUUAUAUUUUUUUACUAUUAGCUGUAGAAAUUUAUCGACGUGUCUUAUUUACUUCCAAAAACUUGAGACGAAUGCUGAAAACCAUGUUUCUCCAAUUCAUCAGCACGUUCCACCAAUCAUAUUAUGACGCAUGAUGACCGUUAGGGCACGCUACCCUUUUCGCAUAGUUCCGUUUAAUUGCAUUGCAAUCCAGUCCCGAGUUGUUAGCAUAUUUCGGAGGUCUUCGUCGCGAUAAUAUUUGUGCAAAACCAUCAGUUGGCUGUAAAAAGGUAACUACAUUCUGAAGGAAACUUCUUCCAUUUACAACUUAAUUAACAUCAAACAUAAGAGAGGCCUACACUCAAAACUAGAAUAAUAAUAAAAUGGGUUUCGUCACUGUUGUGAUUCAACUGCCAUUAUUCCUCGUAUUCCUCGUAAUAAACUGUCAAAAUACGACCGGAGUUGAGCAGCAGUAUGAGCAUCCAUUGGACACAGCAUUAUUCUUGACCAAAUUCGAUACGCAAUGUAUAAGUUACCACUACGUUCCAUGCCGUAAGAAUAUGGAAACCUCGACUGUUAUUUACCAAGAUGAAGAAAUGGAUGAUCCGAAUUUAUCCGAAUCGGACGACACCAUCAAGUAUGAUUUGCAAUGCAUUUCCUAUAAAGUCAUUCCGUGCAGAGAGGGUUCGCAAAAAGUGAUGCACAAAGUCGUGGAAAAACAGCAGGAACGACCCCGUCAAACAAGAGCAAUUCACAGCAAACGUUUAAUUAAGAGUGAAAAGGACAAAAAUUACGAACUGUCUGUCCAGGCAACAGAAUCCUACCUAGUCAUCCUAGCCAGUAGAUUAACGGAAUGUGAAAUUUCUCAGCUGAUUUCAAUUGAAAAACUUAAAAUGUGCAAUGAGAAAGAACAACUUUUAACCCAACAGUUGAACAAGACUGAAAACGAGAAGUUUGAGUACACAAAAAGUAAUAAUAAAAAUAUUGACUUAGAAAAUAAAAUAAAAUCAUUAAGCGAAGAGAAUAAAUCCUUAGAAGAAACGCUUAACGCAAAUAAAGCGAUAGAAAAUUUACAACAAUUGGCAUACGCAAUUCAACAAGAAAAAGAGACGGCAAAAAAUAAACAAGACAAUUGUGAAUCACAAAAUAACGAAUUGACGGCCCAAGUAGGCCUAAUCAAAAAAGACUUAAUUGAAAGCGUAAGUUCAUUUAAAAUAAAGAUAGGUGAACAAGAAGAAGAAAUAAUAUUAUUAAAAGAUAUUAUAGCAAACUUACAACAAUUGGAACACACAAUUCAACUAGAAAAAGAAUCGUUACAAAUUAAACGAGUUGUGUGUGAAAAUGAAAAUAAGGAUUUGUCGGCGCAAAUAGGCCUAAUCGAAAAAGACUUAAAUGAAAGCAAAAGUUCAUCAAAAAUAAAGAUAGACAAAUUAGAACAACAGAUAAUAUCAUUAAAUAAAAAGAUCGAACAAUUGGCACUCGCAAAUCAAAAAGAAAAAGAAAUCAAUCAAUAAUUGGGUUCCGAUAAAUGACAAAAACUAAUUUAAUCGGCAAGUGCAAGAGCGACCCAUAAUUCAUUUCUCCCCCCCCCCCCCGUUUCGGAUCAAUAUUUUAAAAUGAUAGAGCUUUCGUGUGUGGACUGUUCUUUUCGAUUAAAUAAAAAAUUGAACUUAAAAAUUAAAAAAAGAAAAAUUGCAGGAAUUGUGGUAUAUAAAAACUUACAUGGCCCGUGGGACUGGGAGUAGAAGGAGUAGGAAGAGUAGGAGAAGAGGCGACCAUCGAGUCGUCACAAUCCAAUUGGCCUUUUUUUUUAUUUUAAAUUUAAAUUUGUGUGUCUUUUGGGUAUUUUUAAAGAAAUAAAAUUUGAGGAAAAAUAAACAAAAUUUUGGUUUAUCUUGCCUUUUUUUUUACUUUUUUCUUGCCUGCUUUGUGCCCUUUUUAUUUUUCAAUUACACCAUCGUCAUUAUGUUUUCAUCUUCAAAUAUGCCGAAAAGUUUUUUUACCAGCACGGCGGUCUCGGUUAGCCUUUUCUUAAUUGGUCUCGACAUAGUCCCCUAUCCUUGCUUCCUUUUUUUUCACUAGAAAAUACUCAUUAGAAUCUGUAAUAACUCCAGCAUGGUCUAUAUCUGGUAAACAUAAGUUCAUGACUGCACAGUGCACCUUGACUUAAAGUAAACAAGUCACAUUCUCACGAAGAAGAAAGAGGCACGAGAACAAGGCAACAAGUGGGGAUCAUGGCACAAUGACGGAUUCCCAUAAGUAACACCGUUUAUAAGUAAAAAAAAUAUUUUUCUGCUCAUAAGUAAACAAAUUCAAAUAUCUACUUUACCAUAAAUAAAAGUUGUCAUAAGUAAAUAUAUUUAUAGGUAAACCUAGGUUAUGUACAUGAGUAACAAUUUCCAUAAGUAAAAAGUAUUAUAACAACGUCGCAUUUAAUAAAAUAAUAAUUUUCUCGUAAGUAAAAUGUAUUACACGCAAGUAAUUGCAAAAGAACUUUUUGUCAUUGCGACUAUGCUUCAGAAGUAAUUUGUUCACAAGUAACACUAAAUAAAUAAAACGUGUAAUAAUUUGCUCAUUAGUAAUUUUGUUCAUAAAUAAAAAUUCCCACUGUUA